This is a messenger RNA of Sebastes umbrosus (honeycomb rockfish), 2409 nucleotides long. RefSeq names its product proteasome activator complex subunit 3-like. The record is from RefSeq and is a predicted model, not a curated record. Lineage: Eukaryota; Metazoa; Chordata; Actinopteri; Perciformes; Sebastidae. Gene Ontology annotation, molecular function: endopeptidase activator activity. Gene Ontology annotation, cellular component: cytoplasm; proteasome activator complex; nucleoplasm. Gene Ontology annotation, biological process: positive regulation of endopeptidase activity; regulation of proteasomal protein catabolic process; regulation of G1/S transition of mitotic cell cycle. The transcript has 10 exons. The coding region runs from base 145 to 915 and encodes 256 amino acids.
CGCCUGAAUUUGCUGCCUCGUCGCUUCCUGACUGCGUCAUUGUCUUGUGGCGUAGUGGCGGCCCCGUGCAUGCGGUGUCACUCGAGGAGCAACAGAAAAGGUUUAUCUGGACUGCUGAGCGGGUUUUAACGUUUAUUUUACGCCAUGUCAUCUCUUCUGAAGGUCGACCGGGAGCUGAAAACCAGGGUGGAAACAUUCAGGGAGCAGAUCAGCAGUGAGGCUGAGAACCUGGUCGCCAGCUUUUUCCCUCGAAAGCUCCUGGAGUUGGAUCACUUUCUCAAGGAGCCGAUUCUCAACGUUACUGACCUGAAAGAAAUCCAUUCAGAGAUCAAGUUCAAAGUCCCAGAGCCGAUUCUCUUCACUAACAGCCACGAUGGCGUGGACGGGAAUACCAAAAAGAGGAAACUACAGGAUGGAGUUGGUGAUGAGACCUGGCAAGAGGGAACCAAACCUCUGGUGAUGCCAGAGGGGAUGAUGAAAUGUAACGGCAAGCUGGUGGACCUGAUUGAACGAGUCAAACCAGAGAUCAGGACACUGAUUGAGAAGUGUAACACAGUCAAGAUGUGGGUCCAGCUGCUCAUCCCCAGAAUAGAAGAUGGAAACAACUUUGGGGUCUCCAUACAGGAGGAGACCGUGGCAGAGCUGAGGACGGUGGAGUCAGAGGCAGCAUCUUACUUGGACCAGAUCUCCAGAUAUUACAUCACAAGAGCCAAGCUCGUCUCCAAAAUUGUCAAGUACCCUCAUGUGGAGGACUACAGGAGGACCAUAUCAGAGAUCGAUGAGAAGGAGUACAUCAGUUUGAAAAUCAUUGUUUCAGAGCUCAGGAAUCAAUACGUGAUUCUUCACGACAUGAUCCUAAAGAACAUCGAGAAGAUCAAGAAACCCAGAAACUGCAACUCUGAAGCCCUUUACUGACAACCCCCACACACACACACACACACACACACACACACACACACACACACACACACACACACACACACAUACAAACACACACGAAACAUGAGCUCAGUCAAACAGUACUGACCCAUAAUUCUAGCUUUUGCUUUUGAAUACCUCAUGGUUUUAGGUUUUACAACCUCAGGACAAUUCAUGACAUCUCAAAUAAGAUGCUGCCUUUUUGGACUGGUAGUGUGCUGAUAUUCAGUGUGGGAAACUUUAACGUGAAUGCUGCUCACUAUUCUGUAUGUGAAACUCCAGCUUUUUUUGGGUCCUUAGUGAGUUAGAGGAAGCUAUACAAAUGCAUUUGGAAAAACAAAUUUGACCCGAGGUUACAGACACACACACACACACACACACACACACACACACACAGACACACACAUUCCAGCUGUUGCAGGAUCCUCCUCCAUCACCGACAUGCUUUCUGACACGUAACCUUUCCAGGCUUUCCAGUGCUCUUGGACUUGACCUCAGACUCCUUUUCCCAUUAGUAUCCAGACUGCAAGCUGCUGUUGCAAAGACCACCUACAUGGCAUGCCUCCCAUCCGCUCCACCGGGACUAAAAGCUCAAGAGAUUCCUGCUGGUUUCACUUCCUGUCCGCGUUAUCUGGACUUUUGCUCCUGUGGAUGCCAUGCCUCUCCCGGGAUUUAUCAUGUUUUUGAAUGGUUUUCUUUUUUUGUUUUUGCUCCAUAUUGCCUGACCCACCCUGUGACGGUUCCCUUAUUUGCCCCUUCUCUCUGGAACUUUCUGAGCUCACCACUGUCCCCGAGUAAAAAGUAUGGAAUUUAAAACUCCAACUCCCUCUCCCAGUUGACCUUAAGCUGUCAAGGGACCCUCUUCUCAAACAAGAUGCAGAUUGCGUUCCUCAGUGCUUCAGAAAGCAGCUGUAUUUCUUCAUCUUUAGUGUUGCAAUCAUCCCGACAUAACAGAGAUUUGACUGCUCAGUUUAUCAAGACAUUUCUCCCCCCAUGCCACUCUGCUUUUAUUUUGUCUUGUGCUUGUUGUAUCUUUGAGUCAUGGUGACACUUGGAGACGCUAUUACAUCCCUAGAAAAAAAACAAAAAAAAAAACAGUUUAGCCUGCCCUGCUGUACGGGGCGGGGGGGUAGUGCAGAACAUGUGGUGUUGGUGGUCCUGGGACACUCGUGCUCCAGGCUGGCCUCUACGAACACUGUAGCACACUGCUGUCUGUCAGUAUGGACCUGUCCGAAAGGGUUGGACUCAAAAAAACAAAAAGAAAACUUCACUCAGUAAUGUGCCUCCAUGUAUCUGUCUCUCUUGUGAUCAAGCAAGCUUGGAACUUGUCAAAUGUUUUUGAAUACAGCAACUGUGUCUGUGGUUUCAUACAGCUGUUUAUUAUUAUUAUUAUUAUUAUUGUUGUUUUAAAGGCCCUGCACAGUCCUGGUGCACCCACACAAGUGUUUGUACAUCAAAAAAAACAAAAUUAAAUCUGGAGUCUAAAAUUUA